AAACCACGGUAUUUUUUACGAUUUUGGUCGUAAAUCCAUUAGAAAAAUUAUUAAAAUAGCUUUCUAUGUCUGAAGUAGAAGUGAAUUCUUCGAAGGAAGAAAAUGAAGAUUUGUUUGGGGCAAGCGAGGACGAGAGUUUCACAAAAGAUGAAGUUGAAACAACGAACAAUGAGUUCGAGAACGAAAAACUAAAUGAGAACGACGAAUUGAAAGAUCGCUCAAGUGAUCAAGGGUUGUUUUCUGAUGAAGAUGGAAAACAGGAAGGUCCAGAGCAAACUGAGCCUGUAAAAAAAAUCUUAGAAUCAGAAAUUCCCAAUUUUCCUUCUCCUGCUACACUAGAUGCAAAAAUAUUUCAUGCUCGCAUGCCGAACUUCUUGUCGGUGGAACAAUCUCCUUUUGACUCUGAAAAAUAUGCUGUAGAGGCCGAAGCGGAUGAAACAUUAUUAGAACAUGAUGUACAAUGGGGACAGCGUGUAAAACACAAGGUAGAUAAUACGAUUCGAUGGCGCCUUGAUGAAGCGGGAAACCAAGAAUCCAACACUCAAGUAGUCCAAUGGUCAGAUGGUUCUUAUUCUCUGCGUAUCGGUAAUGACAUUUACGACGCUCAAUCAAAGAUGAUAACUCAACCUACAUUUCUCACAACUUCUCAUGAAGCUCAGCAUCUUCUCCGUGUCCAAACGGCAUUUCAAAGAAGUUUUACAUUUUUGCCUUCUGCCAUCAGUACAGCAACUACCUCUAAACUUCCUUCUAUGCGUAUGAGAGGCGCUCAACUUAGCAGUAGAGGAGUUCAAGAAAUUAUUACCGAGAAAGAUCCUGAGCUUCUUAAGCGCGAAGCCGAAAAAUUUGAAGAAGAACGUAAUCGUGCGCGGCGGCGUCUUGAGAAACGAAAAUAUCUCAAUAAUUACAAAAACGGGAUGGAAGAAGAAGAAGAAGAUUUUACGUCCUUUGUUGGUCCACGUGGUGUCUAUCCUCAAAGGGAUGAAUCAGGUGAACAGGAUCGCAUGGAUCGACUAAAAAGAAUUAAGCAGGAAGGGGCUGGAGAGUACUACAAUAAUGAGAAAAAUUAUGAAGAUGAAGAAGAUGAAGAAGCUCUUGACGAUUUCAUCGAAGACGAGGAGGAGGAGGAAGAAGAAGAAGAGGAAGAACCCGUCAAUCAAUCUAAACACUCUCCUUCCAAGAGAUCUGUAAGCCCUGAAAGUGAAACACACGAAAGCGGGAGUGCGUCUCCAGAUAAGAGGCCUGAAGCAUUAAGUGAAGCUGAUAAUGAAUCAGGUGAAACGGACAAUGCAGGACAGCGCAGACCGCGACGCCGCAUCAUUGAAAGUGAUAGCGAAUGAUCUCCUUCGUGAUUAAAAUGAAAAAAGAGAAUUUUCUAAGGAAAUGUGUAGACCUCUCACCCAAUUUUUGUUAAUAAUUGAUCGUCAGUUAAUUUACUCGUUUUUCAUUCUGUACAUAAGUUCUAGAGUAUGAGAAAUAUCAUAAAAAAAGAAAAGAUAACAUUUAUUAUUUCGUUGCAUGUCG
Schizosaccharomyces cryophilus OY26 is the source of this 1521-nucleotide messenger RNA. Its product is annotated as RNA polymerase II associated Paf1 complex. NCBI's taxonomy places the organism in Eukaryota, Fungi, Ascomycota, Schizosaccharomycetes, Schizosaccharomycetales, Schizosaccharomycetaceae. The coding region runs from base 66 to 1337 and encodes 423 amino acids. Gene Ontology annotation, molecular function: RNA polymerase II C-terminal domain phosphoserine binding. Gene Ontology annotation, biological process: transcription elongation by RNA polymerase II; positive regulation of transcription elongation by RNA polymerase II. The transcript has 2 exons. Gene Ontology annotation, cellular component: Cdc73/Paf1 complex; nucleus. The record is from RefSeq and is a predicted model, not a curated record.